AUGCAGUACAUGACCAUCGUCGCUUUCCUCGCCGCCACCGUGGCCGCCGGUCCCCAGAUCAGGGCUUACCCUUCCAUUGAUCAGAUCACCGUCGCCCAGGCCAACAAUGCUUGCGGAAACAACAUGCAGGUCACCUGCUGCAACAAGGUCACCAACACUCCUGCCGGCAACGCUGUUGGCAACGGUGCUGGUAUCCUCAACAACCUGAGCCUGUUUGAUCAGUGCUCCAAGCUUGAUGUUAAUGUUCUGGCUAUUGCUAAUGGCCUCCUUAACAAGGAAUGCCAGGCAAACGCCGCCUGCUGUCAGAACAGCGGCGGAAGCGCCACUGGUGGUCUUGUCAACGUCGCCCUUCCUUGCAUUGCUCUCAGCAGCCUUAUCUAA
Molecule: messenger RNA, 381 nt
Organism: Fusarium musae
Lineage: Eukaryota; Fungi; Ascomycota; Sordariomycetes; Hypocreales; Nectriaceae
Exons: 2
Coding region: 1-381 (126 amino acids)
Cellular component (GO): fungal-type cell wall
Molecular function (GO): structural constituent of cell wall
Source: RefSeq, a predicted model, not a curated record